AUGGCAGACAUCUUAACUCAACUUCAAACCUGCCUUGAUCAGCUCGCAACCCAAUUCUACGCAACGCUGGGCUACCUCUCAACAUACCAUGACAACAGUGCAGCAAUACCACCACCAAACGUCCCAGACGCAGCGCCUGCUCUUGCAAAAAUCUCCAAAAACACAACCUCCCCUCCAGUCCCAGCAUCCAUAGCCGCGAAAGUGGGCGAUGCAACCACAGGACAAGCAUCUCCCCCACCCGCACCACCACAACAACCCGGUGAAGGUCCAGCUGAAGGUGAAGAUCCGAAUCUCCCACCGCAGCCUGAUUCACCGCGCACAUUUGCGAGUCGGCAGCGGGAAUUGGCGCGGGAUCUCAUUAUCAAGGAGCAGCAGAUUGAGUAUUUAAUCUCUGUGUUACCCGGUAUCGGUGCCUCGGAGGCAGAGCAGGAAGCUAGGAUUCGGGAGUUGGAGAGACAACUGAGAGAUGUGGAGAAGGAGAGAGAGGAUAAGGUGCAAGAGUUAAGAGCGUUAAGGAGGCGGCUGGAGGGUGUGCUUGGGGCUGUUUCGGUGGGGAUUCAUGGAGAUCGAGAGGGAGGAUUGAGAGAAGUUGGCAAUUGA
Penicillium malachiteum is the source of this 600-nucleotide messenger RNA. RefSeq names its product med21 domain-containing protein. Bases 1 to 600 code for a protein of 199 amino acids. Gene Ontology annotation, biological process: regulation of transcription by RNA polymerase II. Gene Ontology annotation, molecular function: transcription coregulator activity. Lineage: Eukaryota; Fungi; Ascomycota; Eurotiomycetes; Eurotiales; Aspergillaceae. The transcript is spliced from 2 exons. The record is from RefSeq and is a predicted model, not a curated record. Gene Ontology annotation, cellular component: mediator complex.